ACUGGUGUUGUGCGGGAGUUGCCCCGCAAGGGACAGAGUGGUGUGCAGGCGUACGCCGUCUCCACACAGAAGAAGAAUGAGAAUGAAGGAUGGGAGCUGAUCCGCAUUAAGGCGUUAACAGAGAACUUGGAUGAACAUUUAUUGUUGUGCAGUAAAGUAAAUGAGACAAAGCACGAAGAAAAAGUUAUAAGAGAAAACCGAUUUGGGGAAGAUGAUGGACGAGCAGAACAUACGAAGGUAACAGUCGAAGAUGAUAAGAAGUGCGGUUAUAAACGAUUGCCUCCGGAGGAAAGGAACGAACUCAUGAAUGAAGUAAUUCCUGCUGCUAUCCAACUGCACAGGGAUCGUCUGCUUGUUCGCCCUGUGAGUGGAAAGCUGAAGGUUCCUGAGUUUAAAGAUGAAGCUUGCAACUUUUUUACUGUACCCAAAGAGCACCGCGAUGUGGGUGUUGAUGCUGACUUUGCCCUCUACGUUAUUGCCACAAAAACGACGUUCGGUUAUACUUGUGCCUGGGAUUCAACAGGUCGUCCAAUCGUUGGAGCAGUGAGUUACGUUCGUGAAGCGCGUGGUGGCCUGCGAUUGAACGUUCGUCGUGCUGCACAACAGAUUGCACAUGCACUGGGAUUCAAAAUUGCUGAGAUGCAGAAGAAACAAGGCAUGUUGCCCGAUGUGGAGCUCAGUGAGGAAACUCGUGCGUUGGUAAAAUCCACAAGAACAGUGGAAAAAGCACAAAAACACUACAGUUGUCCUGAUUUGGAGGGAAUGGAACUGGAGACUAUCGAUGGGGAAAUCCAACCGCAUUGGUCCAGGCGCAUUGCAAAGGAUGAGUUGAUGGCACCGUCGGAUUACAACUAUGGCGCUGGUUACUACACAGCACUCACAAUGGCAUUGUUUGAGGAUCUGCAGUACUACAAGGCAAACUGGGGAAUGGAGGAACAAAUGAGCUGGGGGAAUCAGAGUGGAUGUCCCUUCCUUGAGAAGGAUUGCAGGAAGAAACAUAAUGAAUUCUAUGAUAUUAUCAUUGAUGAAAAGUUUUCUCGAUGCACAUCGGACCGUACUGCGUACGGGAAGUUUCUGCUUAACGAAAGAUUAUCCAAAGAAUAUCAGCGCAUCUGUAACUUAAGUGAGAGUUAUUAUAUUGGACGUAUUACGUCAGAAGAUCCUUUAUAUUGUAAUGAUGAGAGCAAGGCUGAAACACUCCCAGGAUCCAUUAAGGGCCCUAAUUCUUGGUGUCUGGAUGGUGAAGGACUGAAGGUUAAGGAAAAUGGAGAAACGAUUCAGAGCGUUAAUGGUGUGUGUGCACAGGUGUCGUGUGACUAUGAGAAGCGAACAGUGAGUGUGAAAUACAAAGGUAACCAAGACAAAUGGCACGACUGUCCCGAAGGUACCUCAAUCAACGUCGAAUCCUCUGCGUUCCAAAGCGGUGGUAAGAUCAAGUGCCCCAAGUACGAUGAGGUGUGCACCAUCGCAUUAAACGGCAGCAGUCAUGUUCCAUUUGUUGACCCACAUCCAGCACCACCAGCAGCAGGACCUACAUCUCUGCAGGGAGAUCAGGGAAAUAACGGUACCGCUACAGUUUUACGCGGCAGAAGGGAUGCUGGCGCUGCUGUUAAUCCUUCCACAACUUCCGAUAACACUCAGGAUGCUGCCGCUGCAGGUACGACCUCACCAAGUGGAAAAGAGAAUGCAAACAUCAUUGAUCCGUCAAAAUAUCCAGGGGUUGUGAAUCAAGCUCAAAUUAACAAUAUGCAGAACGAGUCAAAACUUUUAAUUGAACUUGCUAAAGAUGACGCUCAUUCUGCAGUUUGCUCUCUUCCCAUCAUGAUUGUCACCAUGGUUCUUGCUGUGGUGCUGUCUUGCUGA
This is a messenger RNA of Trypanosoma theileri, 1863 nucleotides long. RefSeq names its product surface protease GP63. Gene Ontology annotation, biological process: cell adhesion; proteolysis. Gene Ontology annotation, cellular component: cytoplasm; membrane. NCBI's taxonomy places the organism in Eukaryota, Euglenozoa, Kinetoplastea, Trypanosomatida, Trypanosomatidae. Gene Ontology annotation, molecular function: metalloendopeptidase activity. The record is from RefSeq and is a predicted model, not a curated record. The transcript has a single exon. The annotation marks the transcript as partial.